This is a messenger RNA of Neopsephotus bourkii (Bourke's parrot), 5450 nucleotides long. RefSeq names its product tripeptidyl peptidase 2 (gene TPP2). The record is from RefSeq and is a predicted model, not a curated record. NCBI's taxonomy places the organism in Eukaryota, Metazoa, Chordata, Aves, Psittaciformes, Psittacidae. The transcript is spliced from 28 exons. Gene Ontology annotation, molecular function: tripeptidyl-peptidase activity; serine-type endopeptidase activity. Gene Ontology annotation, cellular component: cytosol. Bases 63 to 3812 code for a protein of 1249 amino acids. Gene Ontology annotation, biological process: proteolysis.
CCUCAUCGCAGCCGCCGGCACCGGGUGCGCUCUGUUCUUGCACGGUUUCCCCUCACCCCGUUAUGGCGGCCGCUGCGGAGGAGCCGUUCCCCUUCCACGGUCUCCUGCCUAAGAAGGAGACUGGUGCCGCCGCCUUUCUUGCCCGCUUCCCCGACUUCGACGGACGGGGGGUGCUGCUGGCGGUGCUGGACACCGGCGUGGACCCGGGAGCGCCGGGCAUGCAGAUUACAACUGAUGGGAAACCCAAGAUAAUUGAUAUAAUUGAUACAACAGGCAGUGGUGAUGUAACUACGUGUACCAUUGCGGAACCUAAAGAUGGAGAAAUUGUCGGUCUGUCUGGAAGAACUUUAAAGAUUCCAGCAACCUGGGUAAAUCCUUCAGGCAAAUAUCACAUUGGCAUAAAAAAUGGCUAUGAUAUUUAUCCUAAAGCUCUUAAGGAGAGGAUUCAGAAAGAACGCAAGGAAAAGCUGUGGGAUCCCAUUCACAGACUGGCUCUAGCAGAGGCCUGUAGAAAACAAGAAGAAUUUGAUGCAGCUCAUAGCUCUUCCUCCCAGGUAAAUAAGCUGAUAAAGGAAGAACUUCAAAAUCAAGUGGAACUGUUGAAUUCUUUUGAGAAAAAAUACAGUGAUCCUGGCCCAGUAUAUGACUGUCUGGUAUGGAAUGAUGGUGAGACCUGGAGAGCCUGCAUAGAUACAAGCGAGAGUGGUGAUUUGACAAGCUGUACAGUGCUGAGAACCUACAAAGAGGCUCAGGAGUAUGGAUCUUUUGGAACAUCUGAAAUGUUGAAUUAUUCUGUGAAUAUAUAUGAUGAUGGAAACCUUCUUUCCAUUGUGACAAGUGGAGGAGCACAUGGAACACAUGUGGCUAGUAUUGCAGCUGGGUACUUUCCAGAAGAGCCAGAACGAAAUGGUGUGGCUCCUGGAGCUCAGAUUCUUGCAAUCAAGAUUGGUGAUACAAGACUAAGUACAAUGGAAACUGGCACUGGUCUAAUAAGAGCUAUGAUAGAAGCAAUAAAAUACAAAUGUGAUCUUGUCAACUAUAGCUAUGGAGAGGCAACACAUUGGCCAAAUUCUGGGAGAAUUUGUGAAGUUAUUAAUGAAGCAGUGUGGAAACACAACGUAAUCUAUGUUUCAAGUGCAGGAAAUAAUGGCCCUUGCCUUUCUACAGUAGGAUGUCCCGGUGGAACUACAUCUAGUGUAAUAGGUGUUGGUGCCUACGUUUCACCUGACAUGAUGGUUGCUGAAUACUCUUUAAGAGAAAAACUGCCAGCAAAUCAAUAUACUUGGUCAUCCAGAGGGCCUAGCACUGAUGGAGCCCUGGGAGUAAGCAUCAGUGCCCCAGGAGGUGCUAUUGCUUCUGUUCCGAACUGGACUCUGCGAGGAACACAACUUAUGAAUGGUACAUCCAUGUCUUCUCCCAAUGCAUGUGGAGGCAUUGCAUUAGUAUUGUCAGGACUCAAAGCUAAUGAUAUUCAUUACACUGUUCAUUCUGUCAGAAGAGCUUUAGAAAAUACUGCAGUGAAGGCUGAAAACAUAGAAGUAUUUGCACAAGGACAUGGUAUUAUUCAGGUUGAUAAAGCCUAUGACUACCUCAUUCAGAAUUCAUCAUUCACAAGUAACAUAGGCUUUACAGUUACUGUUGGCAGCAACCGUGGAAUCUACCUCAGAGAUCCUGCCCAGAUAGCUGCACCUUCUGAUCAUGGUGUUGGCAUAGAACCUGUCUUUCCUGAGAACACGGAAAACACUGAAAGAAUAUCUCUUCAGCUUCAUUUAGCUUUAACUUCAAAUGCAUCAUGGGUCCAGUGUCCUAGUCAUUUAGAGCUUAUGAACCAGUGUCGACACAUAAAUAUUCGUGUGGAUCCACGUGGCCUGAGAGAAGGACUGCAUUAUACAGAGGUGUGUGGAUAUGAUAUAGCAAUGCCUAAUGCAGGCCCUCUCUUCAGAGUUCCGAUAACUGUUGUUAUACCAGCAAGAGUAGAUGAAUCAUCAAGCUAUGACCUGACAUAUACAGACGUUCAUUUUAAACCUGGUCAAAUCCGAAGGCACUUUAUUGAUGUUCCACAGGGAGCUACGUGGGCUGAAGUGACAGUAUGCUCAUGUUCAGCUGAUGUGACCGCCAAGUUUGUGCUUCAUGCCGUUCAGCUAGUGAAACAAAAAGCAUAUAGAAGUCAUGAGUUUUACAAAUUUUCAUCCUUACCAGAAAAAGGAUCAGUGACUGAAGCUUUUCCUGUCUUAGCUGGAAAAACCAUUGAAUUUUGUGUUGCUCGGUGGUGGGCAAGCCUUAGCGAUGUUAGCAUUAAUUACACAGUUUCUUUCCAUGGUGUACUUUGUGCUACUCCUCAGCUAAACAUGCAUGCUUCAGAAGGCAUCGUACGAUUUGAUGUUCAGUCUUUGUUGAAGUAUGAAGAUAUUGCUCCGUGCAUAAAUCUGAAAAGCUGGGUUCAAACACUCAGGCCAGUGAGUGCAAAAAUAAAACCUUUGGGCUCCAGAGAUAUUUUACCAAAUAAUCGACAACUGUAUGAGAUGAUUUUGACCUAUAACUUCCAUCAGCCUAAGAGUGGAGAAGUAACUCCAAGCUGUCCGCUUCUUUGUGAAUUGUUGUAUGAAUCUGAAUUUGAUAGUCAACUGUGGAUUAUUUUUGACCAGAACAAAAGACAAAUGGGUUCAGGAGAUGCCUAUCCGCACCAGUACUCUGUGAAACUGGAAAAAGGAGAUUACACUAUUCGGUUACAAAUUCGUCACGAACAGAACAGUGAGCUGGAUCGCAUCAAAGACCUUCCAUUUAUUGUUUCUCACAGGUUGUCUAGUACCUUGAGCUUAGAUAUUUAUGAAAACCAUAGCCUUGCUCUCUUAGGGAAGAAGAAAUCCAACAGUUUGACAUUACCACCAAAACACAGUCAGCCAUUCUUUGUUACAUCUCUGCCUGAUGACAAAAUACCUAAAGGAGCAGGACCAGGAUGUUAUCUUGCAGGAGCUCUUACACUGUCUAAAACAGAACUUGGAAAGAAAGCUGAUGUCCUUACUGUUCACUAUCAUCUGAUACCGUCACCAUCAAAAAGUAAAAAUGGCAGCAAAGACAAAGAAAGAGAACAGGAAAAAGAAAAAGAUGUAAAAGAAGAAUUUGCUGAAGCUUUAAGAGAUCUAAAAAUACAGUGGAUGACCAAACUGGAUACCACUGACAUGUAUAAUGAGUUGAAGGAAGCAUUUCCUAAUCAUCUUCCAUUGUACGUUGCAAGACUUCAUCAGCUGGAUUCUGAAAAGGAACGAAUGAAAAGACUUGAUGAAAUUGUUGAAGCUGCAAAUACUGUAAUUUCUCAUAUUGAUCAGACAGCAUUAGCAAUAUAUUUUGCCAUGAAGACCGAUCCCAGGCCUGACGCAACUACUAUAAAAAAUGAAAUGGAAAAACAGAAGACUACUUUAGUGGAUGCACUUUGUCGAAAAGGAAGUGCACUGGCUGACCAGCUUCUUCAUCUGCAGGCCCAAGAAGGGGCUGCUUCCAGUGAUGCAGAAGGCAAAGAUGAGGAUCAUGAGAGCUGCUCUGAAGCUUUGACAGAGACAUUCUGGGAAACAACAAAAUGGACUGAUCUUUUUGACAGCAAGGAAGCCCUGUUACGAAAGAAAUGCUGUCAAGUGGCUUUCCUCCUGCCUUUAUCACUGAUGUUCAAUAACCAUUCAAAACUUACAGGGUCAGGUAAGAGCUUUCUUAAUAGAGCAGUGACAUUAUUUUUGGAUAGCCUCCAAUAUGUUAUACUUGCUGAGAGCUCAGAUGCAUUUUUCAUUUUACUUUUUAUUUGUUAUGUUUUUGUUUUGUGAUUCUAUCAUCUUUUAUAGAAGGGAAUUAUCGUUUUCUUUAUAAGCUUAGUUUAACGAACUAAAGCUGCUUAUGGAUCCACUGACCAGUUAUUCAAAAGUGUUUGCUAAUGUGUUUUGCUUUAAGAAAAUAUCCAAAAUAAUUGGAUGGAGAAUGCAGCAUGCGAAGUAUUUUUCCAAUAGCAAUAUUUGGAAAAUCUCUAUGUGAAUGGUGCUGUAUGCUCAUUGUUGCAUAUGUCUGUGUUUUAAGCUAUGACACCUUAAGUAUGAACACCUCAACACAACAAAAAAAGUACUUGAAGACAUAAGAAGAGUGAGCAACUCAAAGUGCUUGGCAUAUACUUCAGAGCUUCAGAAUUACAUCUUUAUUUGUUUGAUAAUUAGUAAAUUAUUUCUGGUUUUGAUUUGUUUUUUGCUAGCUCAGUUUGAUCCUGCAAAGCCUUGUGCUUGUGAUUGACAUUCAGUGGCAGUGUUCAGGCAGAUAAAAUUAGGCAGGUUCUUCAGUCCUUGCGGGAUUCAGAUCUCAGAUUCCUUAAUGUUUUAGGUUCUUAUGAUUGUUUCUUUUUUUUCUUUGUUUUAAUGUAAAAUAUUUAUUUCUGAGCAUCCUUGAAGUGUGUUUGUUAGCUUUUCUUGAAGGGAUAUUUUAAGUGGACAUUGGGAAAAUGUAACUCUUGUUUGCAGAGUCAUAGGAUAGGAAAAUGAUAUAAAGAGUGAGGGGAAAUGAAUAGCAAACUAAUACGAGAUUUCGUAAACUUUGCCAACAACAGAAACACCACCAUGUUAACCAACUUUGCUGGUAUGUCGCUCUUCAGUAAAAAAAUAAAACCCCCUUUAUUUACUAUGAGUGUUUGUCCUGUUUUUGGACAGUGGAACAUGACUGUUCCAAAGGGAAUAUAUGAAACCAUGUCUUGAUUGCACUAAUUCUUAGUGCUGUAACUGGUGAGGUGGUAUGAACUACCUUGCAACCUCCUGAAUGCUGUCAGUGCUUGGGUGUUAAGAGCCCGAUUUAUUUUACAUUAGGUCUUAAAUAGACACAUUUAUUUGCAUGUGUUAAUUAUAGUAUUGAUUAAUAUUGUAAGCUGUCUCUAGAAUUAGUGUUAUCAAAAGGAAGCUUUUUAUAAUCUCUUCUUAAUAAAUUACCAGUAGCGAGGAGCUGACCCCAGACUUGAGGCUUGUCUUCAUGCUUACUUGUCUUCAUUGCUUGUUUAUAAUUAUGUGCAUUGCUCUGUGUGUAUGUAUGUAUCAUUCACUAUGUAUGUUCAUACUUGUUUCUAGAGUAAGUUUGUGGCUUACUAGGAAUCGAACUUCUCAGCUGGGUCUGUUUCUGUGGGUCAAAGAUAUACCUGCUUGGUUCUUGAUACUUUCUUUAUUUCUUUGAUACCGUACAGUUGCAUCUAGAGAAUGAAAAUCCAGAGAAGGUAUAAAUGUGGUGAAUAAAGAAUUAGAAUACUGACAUCUGUGUUACAUAAGAUGUUCUGAAGUCAAAUAUGUUCAUGAAGUCAGAAAUAGUCUCUAGAAAGUUCAUGUUUAUAAUUACUCCUGUGAACUGUCUGUUUUACUGCAAAAACAAAAAAAGGCAAACUAUCUUGUGUGUUGUACUUUGUUUAAAUCACUUCUGCUACCUGAACAGAAUCUGCUAUU